AUGCCCCAGCCACCUAUAGCGAUACUGGGAGCUGGACCAGCAGGUCUCACUCUUGCUCGACUGCUGGAACAGAAGGGUUUCAACUAUGUCGUCUUCGAGAGAGAUUCCCAUCGAUCAGAGCGGCCGCAGGGAGGUUCGCUCGACAUUCAUGUUGGCUCGGGACAGCUUGCAGUUAAGGAAGCAGGUCUGUGGGAUGACUUCCUUAAGUUCGCCAGAUAUGAUGCGCCGACAACGAUCACAGACAAGAAUGGCAAAGUUGCCCUGAGAAUGGACCCGGAGCCUGGCGAAGGGGUAUUCGAUCGUCCUGAGAUCGAUCGGACUGCGCUGCGUAAUUUACUGUUGGACUCCAUCCCCGCUUCAAAGAUACAGUGGGGGCGAAAGGUCUCCCGAGUUUCAAGGAGCAAGGGCGGCACUACGGGAUUCCAAUUGGUGGUCGGCGCCGAUGUCGGCUGCUCCUCGCCUUUGCAACCAACAUGCGCUGAACCAAUUUACGAGGGUCUCGCGUAUCUCGCUACAUCUGUAGAGCCCAAGCAUUCAGUGUAUCCAAAAAUCGUCAGACGGGCGGAGAAAGGCAGUUUCAAUAGCGUGGGAAGUGGCAAGAUGCUGACACUGCAAUACACCGGAGACGGACUGUACAACAUGUACAUCGGGCUGAAGCUUCCGGAGUCUUGGGCAGCCACGGAGGGCGCAAGUCUUCUGCAAGAUCCGACUGCCUUGCGGAAGUGGUUGAUCGGGGAACCUUUCGCCGACUGGGCCGAGUCGGUGACAGAUGUAAUCAGAGACGGCGAAGGAGGAUUCCGCGUGUGGUCACUGGGGUCUGUUCCGCUCGAAUCUCUGAAUUGGACAUCGGUCGCUGGUGUGACGCUGGUCGGCGAUGCGGCGCAUGUCACGUAUCCAAACGGCGAGGGCGUGAACAACGCGAUGCACGACAGUCUCCAAUUAGCACGGAAGAUUGAGGAAUUUGGACUCCACUCACUGGAUCGCGCAGUGGUAGAGUAUGAACAGCUGAUGCUCCCACGUGCGCGCGAGCAUGUGAAAGACGGCGUGGGAACGCGAGAGCUAAUGUUUGGCGAAAAGGCGCCGGAAGGCUUUAAGAAAUUGUUCGACGAGCAUCUCAUUCUUGGCUCAAUAAUGCAUGGGUGA
Pseudocercospora fijiensis CIRAD86 is the source of this 1143-nucleotide messenger RNA. RefSeq lists its product as uncharacterized. The transcript has 6 exons. The record is from RefSeq and is a predicted model, not a curated record. The coding region runs from base 1 to 1143 and encodes 380 amino acids. NCBI's taxonomy places the organism in Eukaryota, Fungi, Ascomycota, Dothideomycetes, Mycosphaerellales, Mycosphaerellaceae. Gene Ontology annotation, molecular function: FAD binding.